UGCAGUCAUGUGCCUCCUACUCUUCCUACUUGCACCAACCGUCGCCGUUUCGUCUGUGUCCAGUGCCGAGAUGUUCAACGGCAGCUGCAUCGCGGCUGAGAGGGAUGCGCUGCUCUCCUUCAAAGCCGGCAUCACCAGCGACCCCACCAGACGGCUGCGAUCGUGGCGAGGCCAAGACUGCUGCCGGUGGUACGGCGUGACGUGCAGCGCCAGGACAGGCCACGUCGUGAAGCUCGACCUCCGCAACGAUUUCUUCAUAGAUGAUUUAUUCGCUGCGCCACAAGUUCACUGGCUGCGCGGGCAGAUAAGCUCAUCUCUUCUUGCCCUACGCCAUCUUAAUCAUCUAGAUCUUAGCGGAAAUGUUCUUGCGGGCAAUACACCUAUACCGGAAUUCAUAUGUUCUCUGAAGAGCUUGACAUAUCUCGACCUCUCUAACAUGAAUUUCAGUGGUCGAGUACCUCCUCAUCUAGGCAACCUCACCAAACUGGUAUAUCUCGACAUUCGCAAUGAUUUCGUAACACAUGCAUAUGAAUAUGCACAAACAUAUUCAUCAGAUGUUUCAUGGUUAGCAAGCCUUCGCUCACUGGAGUAUCUUGACAUGAGCGGUGUAGACCUUAGUGCAGCGGUUGACUGGGUUCAUUCGAUGAACACCCUCCCAAAUUUGAGAGUGCUGGCUCUCCAAAAUUGUCUACUAAAUAGUUCCGUUCCAUCACUUCCACACUACAACCUUACGGUUCUCGAGGAACUUGACCUAAGCCUCAACUCUUUUAACAGUCCCGCUGCGCCCAAUUGGUACUGGGAUGUAACUAGCCUCAAGAGUCUAGACCUAUAUUUAUGUGAAUUCACAGGCCCCUUUCCUGAUGAGUUGGGAAACUUGACCAUGUUAGAGGUCCUUAACAUGAGAGGCAAUAACAUGGAGGGGAUGAUACCAUCAACACUGAAAAGAUUGUGCAGUUUACAGAUGAUAGACCUCAGCACGAAUAAAAUUGGUGGGGAUAUAACAGACCUAAUAGAGAGGCUACCAAAAUGUUCCUGGAAUAGUUUGCAGGAGCUAGAUUUGUCGAAGGCCAACAUCACUGGCACGACAAUAAAAUCGCUGCUAAACCUCACUACUUUAAACGCGCUUGACAUCAGCAGGAACCACUUGAGCGGUUCUGUGCCUGUGGAGAUUGGAACAUUAAGAAAUUUAACUGAGUUGUGCAUUGGCCAUAACAGCUUCAGUGGUGUGAUAUCAGAAGAUCACUUCUCUGGUUUGACCAAUUUAAACGAAAUCGACUUGUCUCAGAAUGAUCUUCAAGUCAUGGUGGACUCGGAUUGGGAACCUCCGUUCAACUUGCAGUUUGCAAGGUUUUCAUCCUGUUAUUUGGGUCCCCAGAUUCCUAAUUGGUUUCGAUGGCAAUCGAACAUUUUAAUCCUUGAUAUUUCAGAUUCAGGUCUCACUGGUAGGAUUCCAGAUUGGUUUUGGACUACAUUUUCUAAUUCCGUACGUUUAGACCUCUCUUAUAACCAAAUUAGUGGUGAGUUACCACUUAACUUGGAGUUCUUAUUGUCAUUAGAACUGCGUCUUCAGUCCAAUCAUUUAACUGGUUCAGUACCACAGUUACCAAGAAGCCUUAGGUUAUUGGACAUCUCGAAAAAUUCUUUAAAUGGACACCUGCCAUCAAAGUUUGGAGCUCCAUAUUUGCGGGUUGCACUUCUCUUUUCCAAUUCUAUAACCGGGACCAUUCCAGAGUCAAUUUGUCGAUGGCCUCAACUGAAGGUCUUAGAUGUUUCAAACAAUCUGCUAACAAUGGGACUACCUGAUUGUACCAGCAACGAGCUGAAACAAUGGAACCUGCCAUCUAGCGACAACUCAAGGGUCAAUUCUACAAACUCUUAUAGUUUAGAAAUCCAUACCCUCCUUCUAAAAAACAACAGCCUUUCAGGGGGGUUUCCUUCAUUCUUGAAACAAUGCCACAAUCUUAUGUUCCUCGAUCUGACUCAAAACAGAUUCACUGGAAAGCUACCUACAUGGAUAAGUGAGGACAUGCCUAAAUUGGUAAUGUGAAGGUUAAGAUCUAACAACUUUUCUGGUCAUAUUCCAAUUGAAACCAUGAGGCUUUUUUCUCUUCGUAUUCUUGAUCUAGCAAAUAACACUUUUUCUGGGGUUAUACCACAAUCUAUUGUGAACUUGAAAGCUCUGACUACCACUGAUGUGGCUUCAGAUCCAAUAGAGAAUCCUUUCCUAGGAGAUUAUCGGUCUGGGUAUGUGUCUUAUGAUGAGGGUCUGUAUAAUGAUAGCUUGUCAUUGGUAAUUAAAGGGCAGGUUCUUGACUACAGGGAGAAUGUUGUAUAUUUUAUGAGCAUCGAUCUUUCUUGCAACAGAUUAACUGGGAAAAUCCCAGAAGAAAUAGGUUCACUUCUUGGACUGAUAAAUUUGAACUUAUCAUCAAACUUAUUGAGUGGAAAUAUCUCAUAUAAGCUUGGCAAUCUGCAAUCAUUGGAGUCUCUUGACUUGUCCAACAACCAACUUUCUGGUGAAAUUCCUUGGAGCUUGUCGAAUUUGACUUCGCUAAGUUAUCUGAAUUUGUCCUACAAUAACCUGUCAGGCAGGAUACCCUCGGGACAUCAACUCGACAGUCUCGAGACAGAUGAUCCUGCUUCAAUGUACAUUGGCAAUCCUGGUCUUUGCGGGCAUCCACUUCCAGUGGCAUGCCCUGGAGAUCAGCCAGCACAAGAUGGUCCCGUCAUGUGGUAUGAAGAUGGCAAUAGUGAAAUGGAUUUUCAUCUUGGUUUAAUCGUGGGAUUCUUGGUAGGCCUUUGGAUAAUAUUUUGUGGCCUUUUGUUCAACAAGACUUGGAGAUAUGCCUAUUUCAGCCUGUUCGACAAACUAUACGACAAGGUGCACGUCUUCUCUGUACUCACUUGGCAACAAUGGUUCAGAAAACCUGAUACAAACUAAGCAAGCACUAUAUAAAUGCAUAUGUAUGACUUGCCGAUUGGACUGGUACCUUCGACU
Setaria italica (foxtail millet) is the source of this 2998-nucleotide messenger RNA. Its product is annotated as leucine-rich repeat receptor protein kinase MSL1. The transcript is spliced from 2 exons. Gene Ontology annotation, molecular function: protein binding. The record is from RefSeq and is a predicted model, not a curated record. Lineage: Eukaryota; Viridiplantae; Streptophyta; Magnoliopsida; Poales; Poaceae.